GAGACUUCAGUAACUCCGUAACCUUCGAACGUCGAGCCUAUGCUUUUCUCCUUCGCGAAGGAAUUCGUUGAGCGUGUACAUUGUUUACGUUCGUUCAUCCUUUUCUCCCUUACAUUUAACAUACAUACACAUAUUAUUUAUUAACGCAACAUUCGUUAAAUUUAAUAUACAUAUAUUCGUAGGAAGGUAUUGAACGUGUACAAUAGUGAAUUAUGAACAAUCCCAUAUGAUCCUCGUUUCCCGCGCUUUUUUGUGACUAAGAUUUUUUUUUUUUUCUUCGAAGAGAAAAACAAAAUAGAGGGAAACAAAUAGCAUCAUGAAAACGACGAAUAAUUAUCUUCUCGUUUUAUAUAUUAUAUCGUUCUUAACUUCGUUGAUAAUAUGCGAACCAAACGACGCUACUACAACGCGUAUUCCUAUAUUAAAGUGUUGCCCACGCGAUCAGGAACUGAUCGUGUCCGUUGAGAAUGGCGUUUCGAAGGUUACUAACGAUUGCAGGAAAAGCACGACAGCAUGGCAACCAAAGAUCUACUCGCCGACUCGGCAAAUGCAAUAUAACGAACCGUUAGAUGGAUGGAACGUUUUAGAGGGUAGAAGACCAGAAUGUCGAGACGAUUCCGUCUUGACCAGAAUACCGUCGAGAACGGCCGUACCUUUCAUAUUUCUUGAAGAUGGCUAUGCCAUUGUCGAUGGAAACGUUGAGGAACCGAUCGCACCUAACGAUUAUUGUGCCGACGCCAAUGCUAUCUUUGUUUGCGUUAAAAAAACCCCAGAAGGGAAUCAUGCCGCAGCGACUAUGAAGCCCAAGAUUAGACGUUGCUGCGGAAAAUCUGCCGUUUUCCACGAGGGCAGAGAAUCGUGCGAUUUUGUAAACGAGUCGGAAGACACGACACCGUUAUUGGGAGACUCAUCGACAAUGGUGGACAUAGUGUCAGGAUUUCCGGCUUGUCCUCGGGGGGACAAAUACACGAUCUUGGCCGACGUAAAAGAUGCCGUAUUGCAGUCGGACGGUAGCAUGAAAGUAGACGGUGUUAUUUUACCAAGCGGCCAGUUUUGCGUCGAGAGGAUCAAGGAACUCAACCAGGCGGUCAAGGUCUUUGCUUGCUCUGAACACGCACCGCAAAGACCACACGUGCAAGCAACAGACAUCAGAUUCACGCUCUAUCCAGUGGGCUUUAUCAUCAGCGCUGUGUUCUUGGCAGCCACCUUGGCUGCUGGUUGGCUGUUACCAGCAUCUCAUCACGUUUUGCACUGGCGAUGCCAGACUCAUCAUGUCGCUUGCUUGAUGCUCGGCGAUCUUCUCAUGGCUAUCAUUCAGCUAGCAGGAGAUUCCCUCCGUGGUGGAAGUUGCAAGGCUCUUGCUAUUAUGGCUCACUUCUUCUUCUUGGCUGCUUUCUUCUGGCUGAACACUAUGUGCUUCAACAUCUGGUGGACCUUUAGAGAUCUAAGACCAGCAAGUUUGGAGAAGGGCCAGGAAACCUUGCGGCUCAGAGUCUACGCUUGUUAUGCCUGGGGUGGACCCCUUUUGGUUGCGGGAUUGGCCGCCCUACUGGAUCAUCUUUCACCCCAGACUCAGUACACGUAUCUUAGGCCUCGUUUCGGUGAAAAGCAAUGUUGGUUCUAUGGCGACAUGGAAAUCCUUGCGUAUUUCUUCGGACCGAUCGGUGUACUUUUAGCUGUAAAUCUACUUUUCUUUGCCGCAACCGCACGUGAAUUAACGUGCGGCCUUUGGAAGGGAGAAUUCGUCAAGAGUACUACAGAAAGGGCUGCACUCGGCCGAGUAUGUAUGAAAUUGGUGAUCGUGAUGGGGAUCACAUGGGUCGCUGACGUAGUCUCAUGGGCAGUAGGUGGUCCGCAAUAUAUCUGGUACUUCACCGACCUGAUAAACGCCUUCCAAGGUGUACUGAUAUUUGCAGUGGUCGGCUGUCAACCUCAGGUCAGAGCGGCAUUGAAAAGACUUUGCAAUAGAAAUCCAAGAACGAACGCUGGUCGACAGGGUAAUGGCCUGAGUACAACCAGUCAUGGGAUGCCCAGCAUGGGUGAUAGCGUUACACAGAAUCCGAGUACUAAGACUGCACCGUUGGAGACCAUAUGUUAAAACUCACCUCGAAGAUUCCUGAUUAAAUAUGAAUAAUAAUAAUAAGAAGAAGAAAACGAAGAAGAAGAAAAAGAAGAAAGAAAGAAAAUAAAUAAAUGAAAAAAUAAAAUGACGAAGAAGAUAAGAAGAGAGUUGGAAGACUAUUCUACAACUAUCGUAGAAAAAAAAAGAGAAAAAGAAAAAACUUUUUUUAACAAUGCCGACUUUGGAUGAACGCAUUGAACGUUCGGCAAACAUCGACGAUCUCUGCGUUUCCAUUCUAAGGUCGUUGACCUUGAGAACCCGUGGGUGUUUUGUCAGGAAUGAGAAAGCCUAGAGGCUGUAUUUCUAACACGGCUUCUUCUGUUUUUUUUGUUUUCCUUUUUCUUUUUUUUUUUUUUUUUUUUUUCUUUCUCUCUGACGGACUUAUAUGUGUAUAUAUACAUAUAUGUACACUAAAGACACUUCAAGAUCACGUAUAUAUAUAUACAUGCGUGAGUGAGUGGGUGAGUCUGUAUGUAUGUGUGUGUGUGUGUGUGUGUGUGUGUAUGUGUGUGUGUGUGUGUGUGUAUACGUUCGAGAAUAGGAAUACUUGCAUAAAAUCGACAAAAAGAAAACGAAAGGGAAAAUUCUUUAUAAGUGACGAACUCGUCAUUCUAAUCGAGAAACUCGUUAUUAAAAUAUAUAAAGAAGAGAGGAGAGAGAGAGAAAGAGAGAGAGAGAGAGAGAGAAAGAAAGAGAGAGACAGAGCGAUUGAUCAUUCACCAGAAAUUAUUAUUAAUAAAUUAUCGAUAUGAUAAUGUAUAAAUCAUAGAUGACUGAUGUAUAAUCAUACAUUUAUUACCGAUUCGAUCGAAUAGUCAUUGCGUCCACUUCUCUAAUGUCUUCGAAUCGAGCUUAAUUAUAAUACUUUCUCUCUUUUGCAAGGCUCAAAUGAUUUUUUUUUUUUUUUUUUUUUUUUUUUUUUUUUUUUUUUUUUAUAUACACCUGUUUAUAUUUAUGUGUGUGUGUUAUUCUUUUCUAAUAGUUUGACACGGUUUUUUUUUGUAAAUUUAAUUCAAAUUCAUUCUUUGCCCAUUCGUAAAAAUCUCUUCUCGUGGAUCAUAAUUAUUUUUUGUGUUCGUAGAUAACGAUUGGAAUGUUAAUAUCGGGACCACAAAAUAAUUCGUGAUGUAGAAGAAUUAAGUAGAUUUAGAAAUAACCAAAUUCUAAAAAAAAAGAAAAAAAAAGGAAAAAAAAAAAAGAAAAAAAAAGAAUAAUAAAGAAGAAAGAAAAACGAUUGAUCAACGAUCCACGAAUCUUCACACGGGAUAAUAAUUAAUAAUUUAUUUGUUUAUUGCCAUUUUGAAAUUUGAGAGAAUCAUUUCUUUGACUUGUUUGUCAUUUGGAAUGGCUAUUUUGCAUCGACAUUGAAAUCUCUCGUGAGAUCUAAAUUUUAUAUGUCAUCAAUUUUUUCUAUCGCAUCGAGAUCUCAAUAAAAAAAGAAAAAAAAAAAAAAAAAACCUUUACGUCCAAGAAUACUGCCAGAAAAAAUGUCUUUAAAAUAGUAUGAAAAGGAAAAGAGAGAGAAAGAGAGAGAGAGAGAGAGAGAGAGA
Molecule: messenger RNA, 3672 nt
Organism: Vespa velutina
Lineage: Eukaryota; Metazoa; Arthropoda; Insecta; Hymenoptera; Vespidae
Gene: mthl1
Product: probable G-protein coupled receptor Mth-like 1
Exons: 7
Coding region: 317-2098 (593 amino acids)
Biological process (GO): G protein-coupled receptor signaling pathway; cell surface receptor signaling pathway
Cellular component (GO): membrane
Molecular function (GO): G protein-coupled receptor activity
Source: RefSeq, a predicted model, not a curated record